Messenger RNA from Caenorhabditis sp. 36 PRJEB53466, 726 nucleotides. Lineage: Eukaryota; Metazoa; Nematoda; Chromadorea; Rhabditida; Rhabditidae. The record is from the annotation of a GenBank genome assembly.
AUGCUCUUGGUAAAGAACAAUUUUCAAACAAAUUGGAUAUCAUUUAAAAAACAGGAGGAAACGCCAAUUGAGCCGAAUGAUCACCCCAUUCAGUAUUCGUACACGUUCUCUUACUUUAUGCGUCCGACGGGAAAGUUUGACCCAGAGGACUACGCAAGUUACGUUCAACCGGUGGGGGUCAUGAAGUCGGUGGAGCAGUUCUGGAAAAUCAUGAUUUAUUUCAAACGUCCCACUGGUAACCGACAGCUUAAUUGAGACUAUGGCCCAAGGCUUUCAUUACAGAUAUGUGUGAUAAAGCCGACAUUCACUUCUUCAAAAGUGGAAUUAAACCAGUCUGGGAAGAUCCAGCGAAUUGCAAAGGUGGAAAAUGGAUCAUCCGUCUGAAAAAAGGACUUUCCGCUCGCAUUUGGGAAAACUUGUUGAUGGCAAUCGUUGGAGAGCAGUUCCUUGUUGGAGAUGAACUUUGCGGAGCAGUUUGUUCGAUUAGAAACCAAGAAGAUAUUAUUUCCGUUUGGAACAGGUUUGUUUCAUUUGAGAAAGUAAAAUAUUGCUGAGAUUUCCAGAAGCGCCGAUUCAACACCAGCCACCAACCGUAUCCGUGAUACGCUGCGACAAGUUCUGGAGCUUCCACAGAACACCGUACUCGAGUACAAACGACACGACGAUUGUCUGAGGGACCAGAGUUCCUACCGCCAUACUUCAAAGACCACUUACAAAAACAACUGA